Cooperia oncophora is the source of this 3440-nucleotide messenger RNA. The record is from the annotation of a GenBank genome assembly. NCBI's taxonomy places the organism in Eukaryota, Metazoa, Nematoda, Chromadorea, Rhabditida, Trichostrongylidae.
AUGACAGUUUUACCUGAAGAAUCGGAUUCAAGUGUCCGUCCAACGGAGAUUCACAUAACGAACAUCCCAUUCCAAGAGGACAUAGAACACAUCGUGCAUGACAGUUCGUACCGCGACUUCCAUGCCGUCACAUUCACUUUGGGGAUGGAUUCCACAGUCCCGGCAGAACAGUCAUCACCUUCCCCAGAUCUGUCGGAAUACAGCACGUCAUCAUCCGUUGCCGGACAAGCGCCCAGUUUCAUAGUAACGAUGCCUCGUCAAGUUUAUUCAAAGGUAAACGAAAAUAUACAAUUGAAAUGCACUUUCACUGGACAACCAUUGCCAGCGGUGACUUGGCAAAAGGAUGGCAAUCUCGUGGACAUGAGCAGGAACUAUACCAUCAUUUCUGAGGAUGGGAUUACAAUUCUCCGACUGGAAUGCACCACACUUGAAGAUAAUGCUAUAUUUUCGUGCACUAUUGCAAACAGCUUCGGAACGGAAACAGCUAGUUGCAAGGUCAUCAUCGAAGAUGACGAGCUCGAGCACCAACGAAUUGGCACACAAGUUAUCUGCGACCGUGAAGAUGCAAGUGGAGAGGUGAAUGCGGUUGUGAUGAGUCCCCAUAAAACCACAACGACGUUCACGUUCUCUUCACCCGAAGUUGUUGAGAAAACAGAGGAGCACCGAGAAGCUGCUGAACAGCGCUCCGUUGAAACCAUGGAUGGGCAACAACCAUUCUUCCUUCUUCCAUUGGAAGAUGCUACCUUGAAAGGAAAUACCUGCACUCUGAAAUGUAUUAUUAUGGCCACACCCACUGCACAUGUCGACUGGCUGGUAGAAGACGAGUUGGUCGCCAAGGAUGAGGACCACAGCCUCAUCUACGAGGAUGGAAUAGCCAUUCUGAAAAUUCGCAACAUCCAACGAGAUGAACUUCGUGUAUCCUGUACGGCGUCGAAUUGUCACGGCCGAGCAGAAACGCUAUGCCAUCUGAAAAGAGACUAUACCGACGCCUCAGUGCGUGACGAGAGACAAAGCCCACGCUUCAUUAUUCCACUGAAAAAUAUAUGCACGUGUACUGAAGAAGUAAAGCUGAAGUGUGUCGUCGAAGGUGAACCGGUACCGGAAAUAACCUGGUUCGUCGAUGGAAAAGAACAAGUAGAAAGAACAACGUACUAUGAUGGUGUGGCUGAACUGGACAUCCCAAUCUUGAGUGUUUCGCAUGAAAUCAAAUGCUGUGCAAGAAACUCAGCGGGAAUGGCAGAGUGCCAUUGUGUCGUAACAAAAAUCCCUGUCGAAGGGGCAGCAUCUACGCUUCUGUCGCAGAAGCCAUACUUUGUGCAUCCAUUGCAUGAUCAAUCGACGGGGAAGGAGUCGUUAACGUUGCGAGUGGUGGUCGCUGCAUCACCGCCUGCCACACUGCAAUGGAGCAUCGACGGCAAAACUGUCACUGGAGAUGGCGAUGUAAGCGUGAUCUAUGAGGAUGGUAUUGGUAUUCUCUCUAUGAGCAGUCUAAAGACAGGAGUAACAGAAGUUUCUUGUGUGGCCAGAAAUGAAUACGGGAUCUGCACAACUAGUGCAAAAGUGACAAGAGUUGGAGGGAGCGAUUUGAGAGAAGAUGUUGAGCAACAGGAAGCAAAGCGAAAGGAAGUCGAGCAGUGGAAAGAUGAAGACGAGUGCGACAAAAACGCAGAAACUUUCACGACAACCGAGAUUGCACUCUCAAAGAGGGAAGAGAGAGCCUGUUUAGAAGUUGACCUCAUCAGUACCAUUUUCAAAUUAUACAUGUCCACCAUGGUCAUAAGCAGGAAAAGAGGCGAGCUCGAGUCCCAUGAAUUCGAAAUGAUAGAGGAAAAACCACAAUUAGAGAAACACACAAAAGGCGAAGAAGUAAAACUCAGUAAAGAAAUGGACGUAACCGUAGACGAAGAACCUUGGAAUAUGGUGGAGGUUCGAGAGCAUGUCGAACUAGACCACAGCCUGGAACACGUUCUUGAAUUUGAGUCAAAAGAAUCGAAUUUGAUAGACGUAGGGCUACAACGGAAAAGCGAGCAUGAAAGCGAAAAGCUGAAUGAAAUGACAUUCGAAGAAUUGACACCUGCAGAGGAAGUGAAGCCUGAAGAGAUCAAGCCACAAGAGGAAAUCAAGCCUGUGGAGGAGAAGGUACCGCAGGAAGUCACCGAGACAAAAGAGCUGGUAGAAGUGGCAGUCGAACGAGAAAUUACGAUUGAGGAAAUUGCUGAGGCAACUGCCACAAUCGAAGCUAUUUUCACAAAGACCGAAGAAAUAUCUGGUCUCGAAAUCGAUCUCAUCACCAGCCCUUAUGAUGCUGUUGCUCAAACUGCAACGGCACCAGCUAAGAAGAAGACUCCUGAGGAACAGAAACCCGCAGAGGAGCUGAAACCUGCAGAGGAAGAGAAGCCUGAAGAGAUCAAGCCACAAGAGGAAAUCAAGCCUGUGGAGGAGAAGGUACCGCAGGAAGUCACCGAGACAAAAGAGCUGGUAGAAGUGGCAGUCGAACGAGAAAUUACGAUUGAGGAAAUUGCUGAGGCAACUGCCACAAUCGAAGCUAUUUUCACAAAGACCGAAGAAAUAUCUGGUCUCGAAAUCGAUCUCAUCACCAGCCCUUAUGAUGCUGUUGCUCAAACUGCAACGGCACCAGCUAAGAAGAAGACUCCUGAGGAACAGAAACCCGCAGAGGAGCUGAAACCUGCAGAGGAAGUGAAGCCUGAAGAGAUCAAGCCACAAGAGGAAAUCAAGCCUGUGGAGGAGAAAGUACCGUAUGAAGUCACCGAGACAAAAGAGCUGGUAGAAGUGGCAGUCGAACGAGAAAUUACGAUUGAGGAAAUUGCUGAGGCAACUGCCACAAUCGAAGCUAUUUUCACAAAGACCGAAGAAAUAUCUGGUCUCGAAAUCGAUCUCAUCACCAGCCCUUAUGAUGCUGUUGCUCAAACUGCAACGGCACCAGCUAAGAAGAAGACUCCUGAGGAAGAGAAACCCGCAGAGGAGCUGAAACCUGCAGAGGAAGAGAAGCCUGAAGAGAUCAAGCCACAAGAGGAAAUCAAGCCUGUGGAGGAGAAAGUACCGUAUGAAGUCACCGAGACAAAAGAGCUGGUAGAAGUGGCAGUCGAACGAGAAAUUACGAUUGAGGAAAUUGCUGAGGCAACUGCCACAAAAGAAGCUAUUUUCACAAAGACCGAAGAAAUAUCUGGUCUCGAAAUCGAUCUCAUCACCAGUCCUUAUGAUGCUGUUGCUCAAACUGCAGCGGCACCAGCUAAGAAGAAGACUCCUGAGGAAGAGAAACCCGCAGAGGAGCUGAAACCUGCAGAGGAAGUGAAGCCUGAAGAGAUCAAGCCACAAGAGGAAAUCAAGCCUGUGGAGGAGAAAGUACCGUAUGAAGUCACCGAGACAAAAGAGCUGGUGGAAGUGGCAGUCGAACGAGAAAUUACGAUUGAGGAAAUUGC